Molecule: messenger RNA, 1047 nt
Organism: Hibiscus syriacus
Lineage: Eukaryota; Viridiplantae; Streptophyta; Magnoliopsida; Malvales; Malvaceae
Product: NAD(P)H-quinone oxidoreductase subunit T, chloroplastic
Source: RefSeq, a predicted model, not a curated record
AGCAAAUCUGGAAAUUUAUAAUUUUAUAAUUGAAAGCAACAUUACAAAAAUGCCAAAUCCCCCCCCCCAAAUCUCCGGGAAUUCUAAGCCACAGAAAACUCGAGGGGCUGAGGCAAUGGCCAAUGACGAAGAAGGCUUUGCUUUUGUCUCUAAACUUCUGAAAAACUCCAGCAAUCCCAGUUCCAGAGUUCCCUUCCAAUGGCGUCCACCACAACUCUUCAAGCUCCAUACUCUCUCACUCAAACCCCAAAACAUGCCUCGCAUUGUCCAAGACUGUAGAGCCGCGGCACCGAGAGCGAGAACCGGAAGAACGGAACACCGUGAGGUGGGCUUUUUCGCCGCAACUGGUCCAAGCAAACAAAGGCCUCCUCCUGGAGUCGAUACGAUUCAUUGGGAAAACGAAGACGAAGGCUGGAUUGGCGGCGCGUCGAAUUCACAACAAACAAAGGAGAAAUUCAAUCCAGAAGAAGAACAGAAGAAUCUCCUGGGUGAAAAGUUCGCCGAUUUGCUCAACCACUCCACCGAUUCUCAUUACCAGUUCCUGGGAGUGUCAGCAGAAGCUGAUUUGGAGAUAAAAGCGGCCUACAGGAGGCUAUCAAAAGAGUAUCAUCCAGACACGACAUCACUUCCAUUAAAAGCAGCUUCAGAGAAAUUCAUGAAGUUAAGAGAGGUUUACAAUGUGUUGAGCGACGAUGAGAGCUGUAGUUUCUACGACUGGACCCUUGCACAAGAGGCGGCUAGCCGUAAAGCCGAGAAACUGAGGAUGAGAUUGGAUGAUCCGUACCAGCAAGACCUCAGGAACUACAAACCCAAACCAGAUAAGGUCGACCGUCUUGGCGGGAGGAACAUGGACCUAAGUGACCAAGCUUUGACUGCCCUCACCUUUGAUGUUUUCGUCGUAAUCUUUGCAAUCUGCUGCACCGUUUAUGUGCUUGUGUUUAAAGACCCUAUUAGUAGAAAAUUUGUAUAUAAGUGAAUCCAUAGUUGUUGAAAGAAGAUUUUGAAACUUGAAUUGAUUAUAGCCAUGGAUGAUGAAUGAAUGAUAUA